AUGAGUGCAGAGAUUGAUUCAACUUCUGCUCCUGAACCUCACAAAUUGUCUGGAGCUUCAUCUGCAGCCACUACUAGUGGCCAAAAGCUCUCUAUAUUUGCUGCCAAGUCAGGAUUUGUCAUCCCUAAAAAUAAAUUAUCGGGGUCACUGGUCCCUAUUUUCCGAGGGGCUAAGAAACACGGUGUCACUGGAUCCAUCAAUGAAGAAAGUUCGAAACAAAUUGAGAGGAGAUCCAAAUGGGGACCUGAUCUGACACAAGAUGCAACUGUCAGGAGGGGAAAGGCUUUAGCUUUGCAGAUUCGAGUGGAUCAAAUUACAAAGCAGUUGGAAUCAGAAAAACUGGAAGUUGGGGACACUCAGAACUUUCCAUUGGGAGCUGAGAAUUCAGAUCAAAACAAAUCUGGCUCUCAAAUUAACAGCAAGAAGUCAGAAAUGCUUGAACUUGAAAAGCGGGAAGCAAUAGGUGAAAUACUAAAAUUAGAUCCCAGUUACAAGCCUCCACGUGGUUUCAAACCAUUGUUAAAAGAAGCCAGCAUUCCUUUGCCUGUCCAAGAAUAUCCUGGGUACAAUUUUGUUGGUCUGAUAUAUGGGCCUGAAGGUGAUAAUCAAAAACAACUAGAAAAGGAAACUGCUGCCAAGAUAAGAAUUCACGGAACCAAGGCAGACACAGGAGAGAGAGGUGAAAUUAAACCUGGAACUGAUAUCCAGUGCAGCUACAAAGAGAUGUAUGUUAACAUAUCAGCUGAUAGUUAUGAAAAAGUGGAUGCAGCAAUGUCAAUCAUUGAACUGCUAAUUACCUCUGUAACUGGGAAUUUAGCCGCUGGUUCUACACCCUCUAUAUCAGUUUCUAGGGACAGCCCUAAUCUUCUGUGUCAAAGCCAAGAAGGUCACCCUUCUCAUGCAGAUUCUGUAUCUCUGGAAAAUCAGGCUGUGUUGCAACCAGUAGCUAUUACCCAAAUGCAUGGAGAUAACUUUCAAUACUCUACACCAUGGUUUUCAGUGGUUCCAUCUAACACCCCUGUGUUUGCUUCAUCUGGCUCUGUGGCCCCCCCAAAUCCAUUAGGUCUUGCCAGAACUCCCCAAUUUCCAUCGCAAACUUCAAACACGGUUCCUUCUUUUGGUGCUCAACCUGGAAUUGCUAUCGGAUUUCAACCAAUUAUUCCAAAUCAUCAUGUUUCUGUGCAAGCACUACCACCAAGACAGAUUUUACACUAUCCACAUUUAACGCAGGCAAGUCCUUUGGGUCACGGUGGUCCCCCAAGAAAUGCAUCUAUAAUAUCUGUACAGAAUCUGCCAACUCCAACAAAUGCUUCACUUUCCUUUCCUGUUACUUUAAGCCAACCAACGCCAGUAGGACAACUGCAGAAUUCAGUGUCUUCGUUGCAUCUACCUAUAUCUGGUGUAUCACCGUUGCCAAUACCUAACCAGCCCAUCACCCAUCAUGGGGUCCCUUCUGGCCAGAAUGAAGCCCUUGUCACUGUUAAAACAUCUAUUGGUCCAAGCAAUAUGGGGUCAAUGGCUCCACCUGGAAGACCUGCGUCUCUACAUCAACAACCGGAUGUUGCAUUGAGGCCACUACAGUCAAAUAUGUCAAUGAUGCCACGGUCUGCCUCCUUUCCUCCAUAUCAAGUAGGAAUAUCCCUUGGACCACUAUCUUCUUUAAGACCAAUGUCUGUACCAAUCCCUGCACCUACACCUUCAUCUGUAAACCAUUUAUCGGGACCUGUUUCAUUUCCUUCAUCUGGAAUAUCCCCUUCACUUCCAUUGCCUCAGCAAGCAGGAAUACCUAAUUCUGCUUCUAGAGUUUCCCCUUAUCACACUCAUGUAAAACCAUCCGUCAUGGUGCCAUCAAAAUCUGGAAAUUUUACUUUUCAAUCGCAUCCCCCCAAUGCAGAUUACAGUCAAGUAGUUUCUGGACCAAACAGUCAAGCAGGUGCUACACAAGAGCCACCUUCUGGUCCUCGGCCUCCACCAUUUGGGUUUACUGCGCCAGAUCAGGCUCCUCAAAUCUUUCCAAGGACACAAUUCCCCGCUCAAGUGGAUCAAACCAUUCUUUUCGGGGGAAGAUCAGGUUCCAUCUCGAACUCAAUUCCAGCACCCAGACAUACUACAUUUCCAUAUGGUGGUCAACCUGCACCUAGAUCUCCAGUCCCACAAAUGGGUAUGAAGAAUUUAAUUUCUGCUCCGCAAAGGCCAAACUUGACCAGUGCUGUUGCCCAAAGAGGCAUGCCUAUUCGACAAAGCUAUCCUGUUCAUAUGGCACGACCAGAUAUCCCAAUUCCCUUAAAUCACAAGUUUGUCAACAAUCCCUUCGUGGCUUCUGGUAAGCCACCAUAUUCUGCGGACCAAAUUUAUGACCCUUUUUCACCCACUUCUGCACCUCCACUACAGAAAGGUAAUCCUGGAAAAUGA
This is a messenger RNA of Sphenostylis stenocarpa, 2412 nucleotides long. The record is from the annotation of a GenBank genome assembly. Lineage: Eukaryota; Viridiplantae; Streptophyta; Magnoliopsida; Fabales; Fabaceae.